Messenger RNA from Yamadazyma tenuis ATCC 10573, 2812 nucleotides. It is a transcript of the gene SEC34, whose product is annotated as Golgi transport complex subunit. Gene Ontology annotation, cellular component: COG complex; cis-Golgi network; membrane. The record is from RefSeq and is a predicted model, not a curated record. NCBI's taxonomy places the organism in Eukaryota, Fungi, Ascomycota, Pichiomycetes, Serinales, Debaryomycetaceae. Gene Ontology annotation, biological process: cytoplasm to vacuole targeting by the Cvt pathway; autophagy; intra-Golgi vesicle-mediated transport.
AUGGCCAGAUCUCGAAGCAAGUCUUUAGUCCAGUCCAUUGCGCUGGACGGACCUCAUCUCAAUGAACACGAGUCAAAUGGCUCCUCGGAAGAUGAUUCUGUUAGAGACUCGUCCCGCCCGCUGGUGGUCAGAUCGAAAUCCUUUCCAAUGUUCAACAAGCUGCCCAAAGAUCUACAUCUCCUCCAUCCCUUCACAGAAUCCGACUUCGACAAGAUAUGGGCUGGUGUUCUUGAAAAGGAACUUUUCAGUGGCUCGGUGGAGUACGACUUUGAUCGUGUAAACAGAAUCAACCAGUUGAGUCAACAUGAGGUGCAAACUUUUCUCAAGAUCUUGAAUGUCAAUUUGAGCCAAUUGAACCACUUUCAAACUGAUAUAGAUUCUUUGCUGAUCCAGUUGCAAGAUAUAAACUUGGACUAUCAGGCCAUCACUUCUAAGACCCAAAAUUUCAAUUCUAAAGCAACGGAAUUGAGUAAGAAAGAAGAGGACUUGAAUAAGAAGGCAGAGUCUGUCAGCUUAAUCUUGAAGAAUUUCGAGAACUUGGAUGAGAUCACAAAGAAGUUGUCCUCACCCAAUAACUUCAGGUUGAUAAGAUCAAAGUCCUUCAAGAAAAUUUUGGAAAAUUUGAGUAGUUCCUUGGAGUUCUUAAAUCAUAGCAACGAUAAGGUGAACAGCAUCUACUUCAAAAAUAUCGAAAUCUACAAGAUAAAGUUUAGACAGUGUAUGACAAGAUACUUGACUUUGGUAAAGGAUUAUCUCAAUAACGAGUUGAGAAAGUUGGAGAGCUUAGUAAAUUCUAAUGAAGACUUGGUAUCAAUUUCAGUAUACCAUGAAUUCGAAAGUUAUAUUGAGAAGUAUAACCAAGAGUUUUACAGUUUCCUGAACUUGAUCAAAAUAUUCAUCAUCAGAAUAGAAGAGAAGCAUGAGUUAGAGUAUAAGGGUUUGUUACUCGAAGUGUUAAACAACUUUUUCAGAAUUAGGUUGGGUUUGAUCAACUACUCUGGUAGUUUGUCCAAGAUCAACUCUACUGAACUCGUAAAGUACACUCAGGAUAAUUUAUCAGUCAUCAAGAAGCUGUUGAAUAGAGAGUUUAAACUCUUCAAGCAGCUUUUUGGGUUUGAAGAAACCCCGAUUCCUCAAUUCAUAUACUCCCAGUUAUACGACUUUUUUAAGAAUCUUAUCGACCCAUUUUAUGACGUUAUAAGACAAAGGAUACUUAAGGAAUCAAACAUAAGUUUAUUAUGUCAGUUGACAAACCUAUUACAAAACUACUAUGAGUUUGAAGAAGACUCUUAUCCAGAUUCAAACAAAGAUGAAAUAAACUUUGGAGAAGUAUUCCAACCUAUCCUUAAUGACUGUCAAUCAAGACUCAUAUUUCGGAUCCAGUUGUAUAUUGACAAUAAGCUUGUUCCAUACAAGCCGACUCCAGAAGAUUUGAACAUCGGAAACAAGAAACUGACGAAAAACACCCUUGAGGAAGAAUUCAGUGACAAUUUGUUUGAAGAUUUGUAUUUGCCAUUAGGAAAGGCCUUGACGAUACUUUCUAACAUCUACGAACUUAUAAACUCUGUGGUUUUUGACGAUAUAGCUCAUUACAUUGUCCACAGUUGUAUCGAAAUAUUGAGGACCGCUGCUGCAUUGUGUCUCAAGUAUUCAGGCAAAGUCGAUUCCAAAUUGUUCUUCUUAAAAAAUCUUAUUAUCUUAAAGUACCAGUUGAACAAUUUUGAUAUCCAGUUUGUCAGGACCGAAACAUCAUUGGAUUUCACUAGUGGUUUGAACGAAUUGUAUAAUUUGAUUAAAAAUGGAGAAAUAAUGAUCAGCUUGAAUCAAAAUGGCUGGUUUAACUUGAUCAGAAAGACAGUCCCCAAGGUCAUAAACAAUAUGAUGGAUGCCAAGUUGGAAGUUGAGUUGGAGAUCAACAAUACCAUUAAUGAAUUGUUGAUUGAGUACCUUAAUGUCGUUAUUGACCCAUUGACAGGGCCCAACACCAACGAAGAACAGGCCAUUGAAGGGUUCAAGCAAUUCAAAGUCAAUGUCAACGAGUUUAUGCCCAAGUUCAAACUCCAGAUUAUCAACUAUCUCAAUGACUCCAACAUUCUCCGAAUUCUCUUCAACAACUUUAUUGAAAUCCUCACUAACUACUAUCAAAACUACUAUAACUCCUUGCAACAUGCCAAUGUGGACUUAAACGACAUAAUGGAACCGGAGAUAUUCAACGUGUUCUUCAAUAACAUUGUGGAUGAAUUAUUAAACGACGACUCCUUGAACAAUAAUUUAAUAGAUAUCCAGCCGUUAUUGAAUUUUGAUGAGGAAUUAAAUCAACUUGUCAACGAAGGAGAAACGAACGUUAAUGACGUUACGCAAAGUACUUCCAACAACAUUGACGAUGCUAUGAAUCCUCCUGCCAACAUCAACGAUGGCAAAUCAAUCUACCUCAACCCAAAUGGUGACACACUGUCUCCUGGCGAGCAAAGUUCUAGGAAAAGCAUUGAUCAAACCCAAUAAUCUACCUCAUGAAUAGUAAUAAAGUACAUCACUGUCGUAGUAAAUGUCUCUUGAUCGUCUCCACUUACUCACCAUCCUCCUCGAAUGGAUUAUAGAUGUUCUUUGAAAGCAUCUGGUUCAACUCUUGUUUCACAUACGGAACCUUGUCAGUCACAAUGAACAAAUGGGUAUCAUCCAACUCUUGGAGAACGAUAUCAUUCCUCUCUGCAUCCAUUUGUAAAAUCAAUGCCCUGAUACUCGGGUCACACUGUACUAGCGUUCCUCCUGUUGCAGACACCAUCAGUUACCAAAAUCAAACGACAGAAAAAUA